UGCCUGUGCUCCCAGCUCCUGCCGUGGCCCUUGUUCCGCAGCUCCCCGGGGGGCUUGGCUGCUGGAGCCUCGGGAAGCCAGCCCGAGCCGCGGGGUCCCGUCCGAGCAUCUCCCGGGCAGGGCAGCCCCUCACCCGGCUGCUGAGCGGAGCCAAGGGCGAGCUUUUAACGCAUCCCUUCGGGAAUGAGGAAACUGCAAGUGAAGAAGUUUAAUGUUUGCUUCAGCUGAAGAGAAUAUUUCCCAAGUCCUGGUGGGAAAAGGUGAAAAAGAGGACCAGAGGAUGUUGCUAUGAUAUGGAGAUGACAGGAAGCCAUGACUAGAAGGGGGAUUGUCAACAGGAAACAAAGCACCGCAGCCAAUGUGGCACUGCUGUACGGUACAGCUGCUGUGCUGCGCUGCCUGCUGGACUCUGAGGCCUGGGGAGCACUGUCAGUCCCCAAGAGAGAUCCUCCUGUCUGUUUAUCUGCUGGAGUCUGAAUUAUUCUGCACCUGGUUAAUCCACUUUGCUGGAGCCAGCAAACCCUGGGCUUUUUUUCUUGGCACCAUCUACUGUAAAGUCCUUGAACAGCUAUGGGGAGAAGAAUGUGUGUGUGAGCAGCCUUCCCAGGCUGGCAGCCGAGCCCUCCAUGGAGCCCAGGCAGCUUUGAGGGGUCCUGGCUGUUCAGUGCUCUGCAGAUAUGAACGCUGAGCUUUGGGCCUGGUUGUUCUCACCAUGCUAGUACAUGGGAAGGACGACUUCCUCUCAGACAUAGCCUACAUCAUCCUGGAGCUGAUCAUCGCCGUGCUGGCCAUCCUGGGCAACAUCCUGGUCUGCUGGGCCGUCUAUCUGAACAGCAACCUGCAGAACGUCACCAACUAUUUUGUGGUGUCCCUGGCCGCUGCUGACAUUGCCGUGGGGGUGCUGGCAAUCCCCUUUGCCAUCACCAUCAGCACUGGCUUCUGUGCCUUCUUCUAUGGCUGCCUUUUCAUUGCCUGCUUUGUCCUGGUCUUGACUCAGAGCUCCAUCUUCAGCCUCCUUGCUAUCGCCAUCGACAGAAUCAUUGCCAUCCGAAUACCCCUCAGGUACAAUGGCUUGGUGACCGGCUCUCGAGCCAAGGGCAUCAUUGCCAUCUGCUGGGUGUUGUCCUUCAUCAUCGGCCUGACCCCAAUGCUGGGGUGGCACAAGCAUGCCCAGAUCAAAGAGCUGGGUUCCAACUGGUCAUCUCCCAUCAACUGCAGCAACAGCAUGGUGGCUUGUCUCUUCGAGGCCGUGGUCACCAUGGAGUACAUGGUCUACUACAACUUCUUUGCCUGUGUGCUCCUGCCCCUCCUUCUCAUGUUUGGUAUCUACUUGAAAAUCUUCAUGGCAGCCCGGCGCCAGCUCAAGCAGAUGGAGAACAAGAUGGUACAUGGGGAACGUUCCCGCUCCACCUUGCAGAAGGAAGUCCAUGCAGCCAAGUCUUUAGCCAUCAUUGUCGGGCUGUUUGCAGUCUGCUGGCUUCCACUUCACAUCAUUAACUGCUUCACCCUUUUUUGCCCAGAAUGCGCCCAUGCUCCCCUCUGGCUGAUGUAUCUGGCCAUUAUCCUGUCUCACGCUAACUCGGUUGUAAACCCCCUAAUUUAUGCCUACCGCAUCAGGGAGUUCCGAUACACCUUCCGUAAAAUCAUCAGCCAGCACAUCCUGGGCCGGAAGGAGCCGUUCAAGGCGGGAGCAGCCAGCUCCAGGACUUCCACCCACGGUGGGGACACGGAGAACGCCAGCAUACGGAUCAGUGAGUAUGCACUAGAGGUAUACACCAACGGAGAGAUCCACAGGGAUCCUGAAAAGCAGGACUUAAACAAAUGCAAAGCUGCCUUGGAAUGGCACCAGAAUGGAAACACUCUGGACUUGGAGACAAAUGGGCAUCUCCCACAUUCCUGCAAAAAUGGGAUUCUCUCAGAUGCAAGCCUGAACAGGGAGCUUCACAGUGAAGAGCUAAUUGAUGCCCAGGUGUCUUAUUCAGAUCUGGAAAGAGCAGCCUUUGCUGCAGCUGAUGUUUCCUGAUAAGACUUUCGAAGUUUUCCUGGUAGAAUUUUUUUUUUUCCAUUGGUGACCUCUGCCAUGGCAGAAAGGGAGGUUGGGGGGCGGGGGGAGAGCAGUGUAUUCAGAUCGCUGUGGAGAAAGGGGUCCAUAUCCAGGACUAUUGGAUGAUCCUAAAUACCAGACUGGAGAAAAGCCAAGAGACCACAGAAGUGGACUAAGGAAGGAGGGACACGUUACCAUCAAUGACCUGUCACCUAGAGCAGUGCCAAGGUCGAGGAUGGCAUUCCAAGUUCAGCACUGGGAGACUGCUGAUGCAGGGAUUUCGGGACAUUUUGCUGUACUGUGCCUGUGGUUGAGUGUUGGUUUCACUGUCUUUACCAAUGGAAAUAGAAGUGUGGCUGGAAGUAUUCCCUGAAUAACAAAGAGCAACUGGGAAGGGCCUCUGAGUACUGUGGCCCUGCAACAAGCAGAAGGGGGGAUAGCAAAAUCUAUUGUCAGGAAGGAUGCCAGAAGCUGCUUGGAGAGGGAAGGAAUUUACCUGACGGGAAAUCUGGACACUUUCAACCAUGGCACUUUGUCUUUCAGUUUGUGUUCUUAAAGCUUAUACUGCAACAGGUUGCUCAAAUGGUUUUUUUCCACGUGAUAAGGUUGCUUUAUGUUAACUUAUAAAAGAUGGGCAAGAGCUCAUAUCUGUUCCCUGAGUGCUCAGUGUUCCAGAUGCACAUGGCAAAUGUAACCUCUCAGCACUCCACUUUGUCCAACAAAUCACCAAAGCUGAGCCUUGCCAAGGAUUUCCCUCGGCAAAAGGGCUGUUAGCAGGACGUGGUGCUGCGAGCCAGGGCUGUGGGCUGUGUCCUCAGGGCAGGGCUGUGAAGGGCUGUGUGUGUGGGCUCUUUGGAGGCUGGUGGCACCUUCUGCUGUCCCGCUGCCUCUGUGCUUCUCCCCCUGAGUUCCUAGAAUGCAAAUUCUUUCCAUGGCCCCAGAUGUGUGUGAGGGGAGGUAAUAUUCCAUAUUUCAGUCAUCUUCAUCCUCACUCAACAGGCUGAGGGACUUUUUUUUACUUCUUUCUUGGGAUAGAGAGCAGUCCACACACACACCCUGACCUAAUUUUAGAAUUCCAAUGAGCUCUAUUUAAAAACCCUUUUCUCCUGUGAUUUCAGUUUUUUCCUGUGAAGCCUGAUGUGUCACUGUGGUGCAGAGGCCAACAGAGGCAGCUCUGGGCUCUGUCUGGUUAGAAGAUGCUCCUGCUCUGAGAAGGUGUCAAUGAUAUUGGAACUCAGCUUAGAAACUGCAGUUUCUACUUUCUGUAGAAGAGAAAAGGCAAAUUUGUGCUGCAGCAAGAGUGUACACAUUGCUGUGGUUUGUUGCAAGAGGUGUUUCACUGCAGUUUGGUAAUUUUCUGGAAGAAAAAUUAAGGAAGUCCGGCAGCUCAAGGACAGCAGAAAACCACAUCAGCUUGAAUUCUACCUGAAGAUUGUCUGGGUUGUGCUUUUCAGACAAAUAAUCCAUGUCCAGUGCUACCAGCCUUCUGGAGAGACAGGCAGUGGUGGUCCUACUGGGAAGUGAAAAGUUUGGUAAUUCCAGGAAUCUGAAGCUUAUUCCCUAGCUGAAAACAUCAGAAAUAUCCUCCCUCAAUCUGGUUCCUCCUUGUGUCUGUCCACUAACAUUUCAGAAGCCAAGGGGGCUUUUCAUACUUGAGGAAGAGCAGGUUAGGUCUGUGUGUUCUUAUUCCAUGUUUAUUUUAUAUAUUAUGAACUAUUAAAGUGAAAAUCAGUUUUAUUUUGAGGAGAAUUCUCUUUUUGCCAGUUUCCCUACACGCAUGUGGGGAGAAGUUUGUGAUGCUGAAUGUGUUUGAGUAUGUAGCUGCUCCGGGCUAGCACAAAGCUUGCUGUGAGAUGGAUAAAAAGAUGUGGCUGCCCCCACAGUCCUUAGCAGAAAGACAGGCCAGUUUGUAAAACAAUAGACUUCGUGGUUUAGUUGAACUGCUGCUUUCUUGGCAGGGCUCUUCCCCAUGGUCUGAUGUCAGAGGAGAGGAUUAUCACUCCAGCAGCAUGAAGGAACUCUGAGCCAUUUCCCUGUGACUGAUGUCAUAGGUAGCUCCUCUGUAGGGUGACUUGGGAUCUCAUUACUCUUGAUCAUUCUUGAUGGAAUAUUUCUGUAGCUUAUUUGUGUGAUGGCUUCUCUGACCUCCUGUAACAGCAGCAGAAGAACUCAGGAAAAUGGGGGGCCGUUCUCUUCAGGCCUCAGCUGGGAGCUGAAAUGUUUCUAAGAAUAACACAAGAUUACAUCCGGCACUCAUGUCAAUAACAAUUAGGUCCACAAAGACCCAGAGCAGGGAAGGAAGUGUGGGAAAAUACCAGCAUUGCUCAUGUGCUGGAGCACACACGAGUGCAGAAGUGUUGCCUGUUGAGCUUUAGCUGCCAUUGGUAAAGGGAUGGUUUCCACUGCGUGGGAUCAGACUUUCAACAGUUGGUGUGCAUUGGAUUUCUGUAUUUCCUGAGCAUCUCCACACCUACUUAUGGCAGUUUCUUGCUUGAUUGCCCCAAUAAUCAGGUUGAUCUAUGUUGAUGGACAAACUUAGGAUUGCUUUGCUUUCGAGAUUGUUCUGGAAAACUUUCCUGCCCAACCAGAUCACUAUGUGAGCUUAGUGACUUUCCACAUGUCUUGAAUUUAGCUUUUGUGCUGCUGCUUGAGCUGCCCCCAAGUGUAUCCAGUCCUUUUCAAUAUUAGUGAUCAAGACUUGAAGUGAAAAGGGUGUGUGAAGAGGGUGGGCUGUGUGCAGGGGACAGGGCAGGGUAUGGAGAGCGUGGUUUGUGGAGCUGUCUGCAGUCACAGCAAGGAAGGGAUGGCAGCUGCACCACAGGCUAGGCCUGCUGGCAAACACAUGGUGACUGAGAUCGACCCUCAGAGGAUGUCUCUGAAGCAGUUGUUGGGGAGAGCAGGAGCCUUUUGAUCAGAAUUUUGGACUUCAUAUUUCUUGUUUCCUAGGGAUCAUAAUUUCAGGACUUCCUGCUUUUUGAUUUGCUCUUUAAAAAAAAAAAUAAUAGGUUCCAUCAAUGA
Molecule: messenger RNA, 5062 nt
Organism: Pyrgilauda ruficollis (rufous-necked snowfinch)
Lineage: Eukaryota; Metazoa; Chordata; Aves; Passeriformes; Passeridae
Gene: ADORA2A
Product: adenosine A2a receptor
Exons: 3
Coding region: 713-2023 (436 amino acids)
Biological process (GO): G protein-coupled adenosine receptor signaling pathway; adenylate cyclase-activating G protein-coupled receptor signaling pathway
Cellular component (GO): membrane
Molecular function (GO): G protein-coupled adenosine receptor activity
Source: RefSeq, a predicted model, not a curated record